This is a messenger RNA of Pelecanus crispus (Dalmatian pelican), 351 nucleotides long. NCBI's taxonomy places the organism in Eukaryota, Metazoa, Chordata, Aves, Pelecaniformes, Pelecanidae. The record is from RefSeq and is a predicted model, not a curated record.
UCCGCGACAUCAACCUCUCGCUGUGGCGGCAGCCGGAGCUGGUCAAGUUCGACCGGAGCGUCUUCAUCAACCAGGGCGAGUGGGAGCUGCUCUACGUCCUCAGCCGCUUCCAGGAGUUCAGCGUCAAGAGCAGCGACAGCUACGCCGAGAUGAAGUUCUACGUAGUCAUCCGGAGACGUCCCCUCUUCUACACCGUCAGCCUGCUGCUCCCCAGCAUCUUCCUGAUGGUUAUGGACAUCAUGGGCUUCUACCUACCUCCCAACAGUGGCGAGAGGGUCUCUUUCAAGAUCACCCUCCUGCUGGGCUACUCGGUUUUCCUCAUCAUCGUAUCCGACACGCUGCCGGCUACCG